Messenger RNA from Acipenser ruthenus (sterlet), 4317 nucleotides. Its product is annotated as synaptojanin-2-binding protein. The record is from RefSeq and is a predicted model, not a curated record. The transcript is spliced from 4 exons. Gene Ontology annotation, molecular function: protein binding. Lineage: Eukaryota; Metazoa; Chordata; Actinopteri; Acipenseriformes; Acipenseridae. The coding region runs from base 158 to 601 and encodes 147 amino acids.
UCCUGCUGUGAAGACAUCAUCUCCCAGCAGCCCACACGAGGCGAGGGUUCCAUGAAUGAUAAUCUUUAAGUUCACCUUCAGCGGCGGAGUUGGCUGAUAAAAAAAUAAAUACAAAUUCAAUAUAUAGCAUACGGAUUGUGUUGAUAUUCCAGCCGAUAUGAACGGCAGAAUGCACAAUGCUACCCCUGAGCUGGAGAUCUAUCUGAAAAGGGGACCAUCUGGCCUGGGGUUCAACAUUGUCGGGGGGACAGACCAGCAGUACAUCUCCAACGACAGCGGCAUCUACGUCACCAAAAUCAAGGAGCAGGGGGCAGCAGCGCUGGACGGGCGUCUCCAGGAGGGGGACCGGAUCCUGGCGAUCAAUGGGUGUGAGCUGCAGAACCUGUCCCACCAGGAGGCUGUGGAGCUCUUCAGGACAGCCGGGGAGGAUGUGAGGCUCCGGGUGCUGCAGGGGCACUCCGCUCAGAUGAACGGUCCGGCGGGGUCGAGGGGCGGGGCUGAGCCGUCCGUCUCGCUGCUCGGAGUCCUGGCUGUAUCGGGAGCGCUGGCUCUCGCAGCGAUGGUGUACUUGAGAUUCAGGCACCGGAUCGGCAUGCGUUGAACACAGCGUCACCAUUUAUUAUUACAUUAGAUUAUUAUUAUUAUUAUUAUUAUUAUUAUUAUUAUUAUUAUUAUUAUUAUAAUGUUGUUUUUUAUUUCUUUUCUUUUUUCUUUAAAGAAAACCAGACUGAUUUAAUUUUCCCCCCACCAUUUCACUGAUAUGUUUUAUUUGUGAAUUACUGCUGCUGCUGCUUAUUCCAAAGCCAAGAUUAAUGCUGUGUAGAGGGUUUAGGUUUUGAAGCCAGAAGUUUGAAACUUACUUGCACGAUUAGUACCGGCCAAAGGAGAGGGUAUUUAAACUGAAGAUGUAUUUAUAUAACUGGUAUCAGCUUUAAGAAUAAGUUUGAAAAGGGACAGCAGCUUUAACAUGGAAGGAAAGCAGGAGUUGCUUCAUGAAUUCAAGUGCCAGCUGCUUCUGCCCUUCACAAAGCAAGCUAGGAAUUAUGGCACCACCUGCUGGGAGCACACUGCCACUACAGCUCACUUUAUCCAAUGUGGAAGCAGUUGUGUGGCCACUUCUCGUUUCUUUAGUGUUUUCUGUUAUGCCUGUGCAGCGAGGGUUGGAAACCAGCACAUUACAAUGCUUUUCUUUAAAUGCUUUCAUUUUUGUGAAUGUAGUGCUUGUGAACGGUCAGGGACAGUGAUAGGAGCUGCACUCGGGUCCCAUGAGACCCGUGUUGUGUCUGUCAAGUUAAAACUAGAGCUAUCAUUUAGCAUGAAGACAUAUAUCCUCAUGGCCUACAUUCACUGUACAUGCAUGGAUUUUCUAAAGCCUCUCCUAAAGAAUGUCCUGACCACGUUUAAUCACGAUUAGAACUGCGGAUCUCUAGAGAAAUGUAAAAAAUAGAAAUGUGACAGGCAGGGAUGGAUAAUAGCAGCGAAGAAAAUGGAUUUCAAAGCAUUGGUUAGCACGACUUUUGAAGAUGAUUUUUAUUUUGUUUUAUUUUAAAGUGAAGUCUGCAACUUUUUUUUUUUUUAAUUUUAGUUUUUUAGUACAUUUAUAUCUGAUCUAUAUCAUGCCACAAAAACACAGCUUUAGAAAUAGGUUUGAAUAAGAAGCUGCCUUAAUGUAAGACACAGACCGUGUCAGAGCCGCGAGAGCCAUAGAAAGAGAAUCGUUAUAGAUGUAGUUAUAAAUCAUUUCAUCUGUACAAGCCAAUCAAAGAACUGUUUAAAUGCACGUGAGCACUCUGUGUGUGUGUGUGUGUGUGUGUGUGUGCUUGCGUGUGUGUUAAUAUCCACUGGGUCUCCGUGUUUAAUGUAGAAUCAUGAUUUCUUUGUAGGCUGUAUACAGACCCCGUUCCAGUCCUGCACACACGAGCCAGUGCUAGUGCACUGCUGUUCCGUAGAAUCAGGUAGAACUACAGUACAGCAAUACUGUCUGUAUCUGAUCAAGGUAUACCAUAGCAGCCUUUUAUCAGAGGCAGGUUUGGUGUAGAGAACAGUCUUUCAAGUCCUGGCAUGUGAUAUUUGGAGCAAAUCCAAGAGCACCUCACUGUGAAUGUGAAUAUCUAAACCCUUACCCACUGUUGCACUGUAUAUAGUACUCUAUGAAGUGGGUGAUAACAAUGAUAUCGGGGAGAGAAAAAUCAUGGUUAUUGAUUCCCCAUGCAGAGAUUGCAUUGUGCUUUUGCAUCCAGGGUCAUGUUGCAUGAAUUGAAUGAAAGUGAUGAGAAUUGCCUCAGCCAUAGAAACCUGUUAAACCCAGGCCUGUCCUCAAUGUUUGGGAGUAUCUUACUUGUGAAGCUCACAUUAAAUAAUAUUUAAAUAUUGACAUGAUCUAAAAGAACACACAUGGGGACAGUGACCCCACGGAAUAUCAGGACCUGCCAAAUUGUGACUGCUUGCAUGGAAUAAAUUACGCUGUGUUUUAUAAAAUCUGCAGUUAUAACUGCGUUGCUUCUGCAAUUGCCCAGUGGGAUCAAAUCAGCCCAACCUAUUUCUUUGUUGAUUAUGCACUGCUGCUAGUUUAGCAAUGUACCACAUGACAGGGUCUCUGCACCUGUACUUUGGGACCUGCUAUAAAGCAGUGAGGACAGGUUAAGGUUUUCAGCUGAGCCAUUGCACAGCACCCAUAAUGCAAUGACAUCCUCAAAGCACAGACUCCAAGGAUAUUCUCAGCAUUUACCACCAAUAUUUUGUGAAAUGAACUAGGAAGAAUUGUGCAUGCUGAUGAAAGUGACACUUGUACCAAAGCUGUGUCUGCGUGUUGCAUGCUUUGUGGUUGAUGGGCCAGUUAAUUGACCCUCUCCUUGUUUUGUUUGACAAUCCCUGUUAAUAACCCAUUUCCCCCCAUAAUGUAUGGAUUAUGUGUAUUAUAACAAGGACCAAAUGCAUCUUUCUGAGCUGUCUUUAUUUGUUGUUGUUGUCCAAACCCAAUUCUGUAGGUUAGAAAGUUCACUGCACUCUGUCUCCUGUGCUGUUUGCAAUUAUUGCCCUCCCCUCUUUCUGCACAGUAAUACGAAGGCUUCAUAAAGCAGGUUUCUCAUUAAAUACAGAGCUUUCCUGCAAGUCAUUUUCUACCCAAGCGGAGUUCAAUUUGUAAUCCUGUUUGUCCUGAUCUGAUGCAUGGACUGAAACGCAUUGAUCGUUGCAUUUCAUUAAGUUUAGAAAUGAGGCUUUUUGCAUAUUUUUGAAUUUGUACAUUGAGUUUAGAUUAAUUUAGUAUGGAUGCGCUUGAACCUAAAAAAAUGAUCUUGAGCGUUAAUUUGACACCUUGUUUGUGACUUGCAUAAUUAUUUAGUCAUGAUUACAUGAAGCCUAGCUAAUGUAAUUAAGAUCUAAAAUUCAGAAGAGCUAGUUUUGCAUCAUAAGGACACUACAGUGGCUCCAAAGAUGAAUCAGACACAUUACCAUCAAUUCCGUAUUCAUAGUUCUACUGUAUAUGCAGUGGAAAUGACACAUUGUGCUAAUUAACUCAUUUGUGUCAAGCUCUUUACUGGGCAGGUGUACAAGUAACAGCAAAUUUAAAAUGCUGUACACUGCAGCAAGACUGCUAAUGCAGGAGGCCACAGCUGGCAGAGAGAACAGUGCCAUUUAAACCCAGUCGAUCCGAGAGAGACUGAAUAACUGUUGGUGCAAAAUCCUGAAGGAUCACAAGCAAACUGAAAAUGACAUGAUUUGCCAAUGUGUGACAGGGCAGUUACCUUAAAGAACAAUAUGCAUGUAAUGCUGCUCCACAGAACAAGCAGCAUACUAGAUAUGUGAUAGGAAUGUGGCUUUAAUCAGAUUCAGCCACGUUUGGAAAAUGGUUGCACAGUGAGAUCAGGGAACCUGUUGAAUAAGCACUGUGAUGCAAACAAAAGUUUUCAAAUUUAAAGAGAGUGUGAACAAUGCUUAAACAAAUACUGGUGAUAACAUGAUUAUGAAAUAUAAUUUAAAAUAACAAUAUAUACUGUCCAGACCAUUAGUAAGUUCAAAUGCACUCAAUUCUAUUCAUUUCUUGGUUAAGCAAAUGUAAGUAGGUAAAACCAAGGCUUUAACCUACACUCCCUCCUUUGAUUCGCAUUAGACCAGAACCAGCUCACUGAUACCCAUGCAAACUGUUCUGCUGGAGCUCCAGCUUACUGGUCCUGUGCAAGCUGUUCUUCUGGAGCUCCAGCUCACUGGUCCUGUGCAAGCUGUUCUUCUGGGGCUCCAGCUCACUGGUCCUGUGCAAGCUGUUCUUCUGGGGCUCCAGCUCACUGGUCCUGUGCAAGCUGUUCUUCUGGGGCUCCA